AUGUCUGGUCCCAGGGAAGCAGGGUCCCUGCUAGAGCAGCCUGGGAGUGACCUGGGUGUUCCCACAGCCUACUGGAAUGCCACCCGGGCCUUCAUGAUCCUGUCUGCUCUGUGCGCCACCUCGGGCAUCGUCAUGGGCAUCCUGGCCUUUGCGCAGCAGUCCGCCUUCACCCGCCUGUCGAGGCCCUUCUCCGCAGGCAUCAUGUUUUUUGCCUCCAGUGAGUGGGCCCGCCUGGCCUUGGCCAUUUACACGGGAGUCACGGUCAGCUUCCUAGGCCGCCGCUUCGGGGACUGGCGCUUUUCCUGGUCUUACAUCCUGGGCUGGGUAGCCCUGCUCAUGACCUUCUUCGCAGGGAUUUUCUACAUGUGUGCCUACCGCAUGCACGAGUGCCGGCGCCUGUCCACGCCCCGCUGAGCCCAACGUCAGCCCAGUUACAGUGAGGUCACUGGAGAGGAGGAGGGUCUGGAGGCCUGAAAUCCUGGUUCCUGGGGGGAUGUGGGGCUCAGUCCCAGACUCUGGGAAGGGGCCUCUGACUCCUGUGUCCUGAGGGGAAGGAAGAAGAACAGGGCCUGGCGGCGGGGAGCGGAGGUGACCCAAUCCCCAACCUGCUGGGCCGUUGUUAGAGAAGCAGUAUCCUUUAGAGUGACAUUUUGGGGUCUAAUAAAACUGACGUGAAACUAC
Ictidomys tridecemlineatus (thirteen-lined ground squirrel) is the source of this 681-nucleotide messenger RNA. Lineage: Eukaryota; Metazoa; Chordata; Mammalia; Rodentia; Sciuridae. The record is from RefSeq and is a predicted model, not a curated record.